CUUCUUCUUCUUACAGAAUCAAAAUCAAAUCGAAGAUUAGUUGUAGACAUUACCAUCUUUCUUCCGCCAUUAAAUAUUUUCACCCUCUUCCUUCUCCCAACUGCCAUAGACAGCUAUUCUCCACCUCCCUCUCUUCUCUUCUCUAUCAAUCAAGAACCUCAGAAACUAACUUUCAAACCUCAGCGAAUCACUCAAAAAUGGGCUCUUCUCCUUCAAAACCCGCUUCUUCUACUUCUCCGGCGAUCCACCGAGCUUUCUCUUUCCCGACGCCGUCAGUUCACCAUCCUCCGGCAAGAAAAGGCGACACUCACCACCUCGUCUCCCUCACAUCCACCUCGUACGGUUCUCUCCUCCUCGUCGAUCUCGACGGAUCCAAAACCGUCUCCGAUCCUAUCUCAAUCUCCGGUCCAGACUCGGUCUCACGCGACUCGCUCUCUCCUGACUCGGUCAUCAACACAUGGGAGCUUAUGGACGGCUUGGACGACGACGAAUUCGAAUUCGAAAGCCCUAAUCUCGGUAACCCUAUCUUGGAUCUUUGCCCUAAACCCGACCCGGAUCGGAAUGUGUCGGUUUUGAAACUAGACGGAUCUUACGAACUCGUGAGAAUCGAACAAGAAGACGAAGGUUGGGUCCCGUUGUCUUAUAAACCAAAGCAACCUCUUUGGAAGCAUUUGUCUGAAGAAUCAUUCUUGUCUGGUUUAGAUCCUAGCAUUGUCUCUUCUUACAAUAAAGCUGUGUCUUCUGAGCAAUUAAGCAAUGAUAGUAUCAAUGUCGAGGCUAUAAGUACACAGGCCAAAGAAGAAGACAAGAUUGUGCUCUACUUCACAACCCUCAGAGGGAUUCGAAAGACGUACGAGGAUUGCUGUUGCGUUAGAACGAUACUGAGAGGGUUUCAGGUGACGGUAGACGAGCGUGACAUCUCCAUGGAUUCGAAAUACAGGAAAGAGCUACGAAGCAUGCUCGGAGAUGCGGACAAACCGGUUUGUUUGCCUCAGGUGUUUAUCGGGGAUACUUACAUUGGUGGUAUAGAGGAGAUUAUGAAGCUAAACGAUAGUGGCGAGUUAUCUGAGAUGUUGAUAGGUUUCCCUGCUUGUGAAUCCUUGGGGACAUGCAGGAGCUGUGGUGAUGCAAGGUUUGUGCCUUGUAGUAACUGUGAUGGUAGUACCAAAGUGUUCGAGGAGCGAGACGAAAUGUUCAAGCGGUGUUCGAAGUGUAAUGAGAAUGGAUUGUUGCGUUGUCGUGAGUGUUGUCUCUAAGUAAAGAGCUGUGUGGGUGGGGUGAAAUGGUAUUAGAUUGAUUGUGUGAAUUGUGAAGGGAGUAAGAUUACUAAGAUGGUAUUGGUUUAGUAUCUAUAUUAUUAAAGUUGAAGUACAAAAUGGAGAUGUUUGGAAACAAAGAUAAUAGAAUAAAUGAGAUAUGUUUGGUAAUAUGAAUAGUAGAAUAAAUGAGAUAUGUUUGGCAAUACGGAUAGUAGAGAUGGAUAGUAGAGAUGUGUACUUUCUUUUAUUUACAUAUUUAGCCAUUGUAUUUUCAGUAAAUUAAUAACAAAUGAAAAUUAAUUGGAAACAUGAAUAACAUAAUUAAUACUUCUUUUUGUUUAAACAUUUAGCUAUUGUUUU
This is a messenger RNA of Raphanus sativus (radish), 1619 nucleotides long. RefSeq lists its product as uncharacterized. The coding region runs from base 198 to 1256 and encodes 352 amino acids. NCBI's taxonomy places the organism in Eukaryota, Viridiplantae, Streptophyta, Magnoliopsida, Brassicales, Brassicaceae. The record is from RefSeq and is a predicted model, not a curated record. The transcript has a single exon.